CUCGAUUUUAUAGCACAAUAUGAAACAGGCAGAUUCCACAGUGCUGCUUCUUCUUCUCCGCUCGUAUUUCUGAGUGCCAUUAAAGAGAUAUCCAAAUCGAAUCGGCAGAGCUGAGAAAUGAGAUGGUGGCGAUUUCAGUGAAGCCCGUCUUCAUCGUAGGAGUCCUCACUCUUUCUCUCGUCCUCGCCGUCCUCCUCUUAUCGUCCCCCACUUCCCCCUUCUACAGAACCCCUCUCUUUCUCAAUUCACCCAUGAGCAAAUUGGAUAUAUGGAGUGUUGGGAGGAUGGUAGAAUGGAGACCUUGCAAGUGGUGGCUACAAGGACACCUCACUGCUCUGCCAUCAAGGAGUAAUGGAUUCAUUCGAGUGGAUUGCUAUGGGGGCCUUAAUCAGAUGAGAAGAGAUUUAUGUGAUGGUGUUGGUAUUGCCCGUCUUUUAAAUGCAACCCUGGUUCUGCCAAAGUUUGAGGUGGCUGCUUAUUGGAACGAAUCUAGUGGUUUUGCAGAUGUCUUUGAUGUUGAUUACUUCAUUCAACAGUUGAAUGGAUUCAUCAAGGUUGUCAAAGAGCUACCAUCAGAGAUUGCAUGGAAAGAACCUGUCCAUGUAGAUUGUAGCAAACGAAAAGGCCAAUUUGAUUACAUUGAAAGUGUUCUUCCAGCCCUGUUAGAGCAUCAUUAUAUUUCAAUUACACCAGCAAUGAGCCAAAGACGGGAUAGGUAUCCUCAGUAUGCAAAAGUUUCACUUUGUCAAGCUUGCUACAGUGCAUUACGCCUCACUAAAUCCUUGGAGAAGAAGGCCUCCGAGCUUCUUGAAGCCAUACCCAAACCUUUCCUCUCACUUCACCUUCGUUUCGAGCCUGAUAUGGUAGCUUACAGUCAAUGUGAAUAUCCAUACCUUUCUCCUUCGUCCAUUGAAGCCAUUGAGGCAGCCCGAGGAGAUAGAAAACCAUGGACUGGAGAGCUUGCCCAGAUUUGGAGGAAACGAGGGAAAUGUCCUCUUACGCCUAAUGAGACAGCCUUCAUACUCCAAGCGCUAUCCAUCCCAACGAACACAAAUAUUUAUCUGGCAGCUGGGGACGGUCUGAUGGAAAUUGAAGGGUUAACGUCUGUAUACACAAAUGUAGUUACCAAGUCUAGCCUUCUUAGCGGUGAGGAUUUCAAAAGCAUGCAUGGGAACACGAAAGCAGCUUUGGAUUACUACGUGUCGAUUAAUAGCGAUUCAUAUAUAGCAACAUAUUUCGGAAAUAUGGAUAAGAUGGUUGCAGCAAUGCGAGCUUUUAAGGGCAUGUACAAGACGCUUUUCUUAAGCAGAAGAGCUUUUGCAGAGUUCACUUCUCAAGGUUUGAGCGGGAAGGAAUUGACGGAAGCUCUAUGGAAGGCCCACAGAGAUGAUUUUGUCAUGGGGAAAGGAUCUGCUUUGCCGGAUUGCUUUUGUGAGUUCAAGUUAUGAUUUCUGAUGUCAAUUUGAUCUUUGCUUUUCCUUGUAUUGUAUUGUAUUGUAUUUUCCCCCUUAAAUUCUUUUUUGUAACUGCUAUUAUUAAUAAUUGAAUGUUAUUGGACCCACCGCAUUGUUCUA
Messenger RNA from Malus domestica (apple), 1574 nucleotides. Its product is annotated as O-fucosyltransferase 13. The record is from RefSeq and is a predicted model, not a curated record. Gene Ontology annotation, cellular component: cytoplasm. Lineage: Eukaryota; Viridiplantae; Streptophyta; Magnoliopsida; Rosales; Rosaceae.